Ochlerotatus camptorhynchus is the source of this 3120-nucleotide messenger RNA. Its product is annotated as WD repeat-containing protein on Y chromosome-like. The coding region runs from base 1 to 3120 and encodes 1039 amino acids. The transcript is spliced from 5 exons. The record is from RefSeq and is a predicted model, not a curated record. Gene Ontology annotation, molecular function: protein binding. Lineage: Eukaryota; Metazoa; Arthropoda; Insecta; Diptera; Culicidae.
AUGAAUGAACACAAUCAAGAUCCCGAUCAAGUUCAUGGGCAAUCAACAGUGCCAGCCGUUGGCGCACCCACAUUUGAUGCCCAACUUCUGCAUCGAUAUCUCUCGCACGAUGACAUUGAGGAAUUGUAUAACCUUUUUUUCUCCAGGCGGGAUCAGAUACUUCCUCAUGAGCUACGCGAGGAACUGUACCGUCUCACCGGAGUGCAGCUCAAUGAUGCACAGUUUGAAACGCUAUUUAUGAGAAUGAACACCAACCUGGAUGAGUACUGCCAAUGGGAUGAACUGCUAAGCUACUUGAUUCUGGGACUACAGAACGAUGACCCAAUGGCGACGAUGGUGGUGCAGGAGUCAUUGGAUCUACCCAUAUCGUGCGACACGGAACGGAAACUUCCGGGGCAAACCUAUCCAGUGACGAAAAUCGAAUAUAGUCCAUUGUUUACCUAUGACGAACAUGUCAACUGGGACAAAGGGUUCUGGAUCACUUCAAGCCGCGAAGGUGAGAUCAAUUUUUGGGAUCGUGAUUGGAAGCACACCAAAAUUGGGAACGCCUGCAGCGUCGAUCUCAAGCGCACCAUAACAAGGAUCCUGGAUACAGCAGUCCUUCCGGACCAGCACUACUUUUGCGUCACAUGUUUGGAGUGUGAACUUCGCUUCUACGAUAUUUUUGCAACUGGGUUCACCCUGAAAAUGAUUGUCAAUCGAAUUCCCAAUGCAAUCAACAAGUUGCACUAUCAUUUUUCCCCCACUACUGGAAGCAUAAUGGUGCUCGGUGACUACGUCGGAUUUGUCCGGGUGCUGCAGUUCAAAGAUAAGUUCGAUCCGGCUACCGACGUUAUAAGAAUGACGUUCCUGGAACUGAUCGAAGGAUCAUGUCGACAAAUGACGUGUACAGACUAUGGUCGGCUACUUCCGGACAUUGUACGGCAAGUGCAGUUUGUGGAAUCGACCAAUAGCAUCGUGGUAUGCUCGGAAAAUGAUCCUUUAGACGACAGCACGUUGCAAACAUCAUUGGUGAUUCAAGAUGCUGAAAAACUGGACAGGAAGACGGAGUUCGUGGCUCAAAAGGGUGUAUUGUGUUUUGCGUUCAAUCAUGAGAAAGACUUUCUGGCGACCGGUGGUCCGGAUGGAAAACUAAGGUUAUGGGAUUGUCAGCACCCAGGCGAACCAACGGCGACUUUGGCGGGGCACAGAGCCAGAGUAGUUUUCCUCUUUCUACAGGAUGGAUCUGACAAGCUGUACAGUAUGGAUUGCCUAAAGAUCGUGAUAGUUUGGGACGUACGGAAUAAAGCUUUGAUUCAGAAGUACAGUGCUUUCUCGACAAACUUGCACAGGACUCUUCAGGCUUGCGCUUACUACAACGACCGGGAUCGUGAGCUGUUGGUGGGUGCUAAUAAAGUAUUGGCUGUUAGCUGUUGUCCGAAGAUUAAGGUUGAGGUUACCGAUGGAAAAAGUCAUACUCUACCGAUUUCUGUUUUGUUGUACAACCCACUGUUUAAGAUGGUUGUGAGUUGUGGCUUGGAUAGUUUCAUUAUAGUUUGGGACUAUACCAACAAUCGAAGGUUAACAGUAAUUGCCGACGCUCAUACAGAAGAAAUCCAUGGUAUAGUAGAGAAGGUCCAGAUUACAGCUGCCUGUUUCGAUCCGAAGCUUCAGCUGCUGAUUACUGGUGAUCGCAUUGGCAUUUUGAAGAUAUGGCAUUUUAACAGCGGUUCACUGAUGAGUUCCAUGAGUAUCGAAAAGAAUUGUGAAGUAACGGCUAUAUUUUGGGAACCUAGAGGUAUCCUGGCCAUGGGAUGGAACCACGUGAUAGUCGAGUUUCCAGUAGGAUCAUCCGAAAUGGAAUUCCUCUGUGGUAAUCCGUGGAAGAAACUUCACUUUGGUGAUAUUAUAUGUGCAGCGAUAAAUCACACAAAGUCCAAAACGAUAGCCACCUGCAGCUACUCGGGAGAGCUCAUUUUUUGGAGGAUUGACACUGGAGAAGCAUACCGAAGGUACGAUGCAGCCAGACCGAGGCAGAAGAUCCCCAUCGAUUUGGAGAGGAAGCCUGUGGCAAUACGUAGACGAACGAGGAUGUCGAUAUUUCAACCUCAACGGCGGCUGACCAGGAUCGUACUGCCCACGGCGGCGGAGCUGCUCCGACAGCUGACCAUUUAUAAAUUACUGUUCCUGGAAGCACGACCACGGCAUCCCGAAUAUGGCACUCUGAUCGCAUCGCUGGACACCGGGUCGGUGCAGGUUUAUUCGCACGAUCUGUACGGCGAGUACCUUGGGUCAUUCAGUGCAGUGCACAAGGCUGGUGAUCGGGUUAUUGCCAUGACGACUGAUCCGGAAAAUCGAUUCCUGUUCACUGGGUCCCGCUUGGGUUACGUUAAAGUUUGGUUAAUUGAGGACUAUUGCGUUCCAGAAGCUCGUCAACCCAAAGUGAAUCGUCCUGCUUUGAGGAUGAAGUUUCCGUUUCUACUGGAUGACGUAGUGCCGGGUCGAGCCAAACGGUCGGUGGCCAAUCAACCUAAGCCUUGGCUGCUGAAUUCCUACCAAGCACAUCGAGCUUGUGUGACCGACUUGGUUUACCUGGCUGAUUCGGAGCUACUUCUAUCAUCCAGCAGCGAUCGAUCGAUUCGCAUUUGGACCCUCGGUGGUCGCUACGUAGGACUGCUUGGAAGCCCUGUCAAAUGGCCCACUCUUGAGCUGAACAGUCCCGUCCCCAGUGGGUACCGCUUCCGGAUCCCACCGGAGCUAGAGCGGGAGGUGAGUUUCACCACCGCUCAAGUGUUGCGAGGUGGCGAACGGUGCGUUAACUUUAGCCGACUGGUGCAAGAAGAAAGCCAAAGCCAAAUCCGUACUGGAACGGUGAUCGAAACCUAUGGAGAACCGUUGGAUCCGCCUUACUGGAAACGGAAAACAUUUCCCUUCGGACAACGAACCAACUACCAUCCGGUUCCAAAGAUGGACCCCGAAGACCGAGGUAUGAUCGCGUAUGGGUAUUUGAGACUUGCAGAGAUGAAAACAUUGAAGCUGCUCGAUAGCAAGAAGAUGCUGACUGAGGCGGAACAGGUGGACGUCUACGUGGACAGAAUUGAUUCGUAUAGUUUUCAGGAUAAAAGUGCUUGGGAAAACUAA